Molecule: messenger RNA, 1603 nt
Organism: Myodes glareolus (Bank vole)
Lineage: Eukaryota; Metazoa; Chordata; Mammalia; Rodentia; Cricetidae
Gene: Gnat2
Product: G protein subunit alpha transducin 2
Biological process (GO): detection of chemical stimulus involved in sensory perception of bitter taste; adenylate cyclase-modulating G protein-coupled receptor signaling pathway
Cellular component (GO): heterotrimeric G-protein complex; photoreceptor outer segment; cytoplasm
Molecular function (GO): GTPase activity; G protein-coupled receptor binding; GTP binding
Source: RefSeq, a predicted model, not a curated record
UGGCACAUUUUCGGAGCUAGAGAAAGCGGUUCUUCUCUGAGGAGACGACAGAGAUGGGAAGCGGAAUCAGUGCUGAGGACAAAGAACUUGCCAAGAGGUCCAAGGAGCUGGAAAGGAAGCUGCAGGAGGAUGCUGAGAAGGAAGCCAAGACGGUCAAGCUGCUGCUGCUGGGUGCUGGAGAGUCAGGAAAGAGCACCAUCGUCAAACAGAUGAAGAUCAUUCACCAGGAUGGAUACUCUCCAGAAGAAUGCCUAGAGUUCAAAUCUGUCAUCUAUGGGAACGUGUUGCAGUCCAUCCUGGCUAUCGUCAGAGCCAUGGCCACACUAGGCAUUGACUAUGCGGAACCAAGUUGUGCGGAUGCCGGUCGACAGCUCAAUAACCUGGCCGACUCCAUUGAGGAGGGGACCAUGCCCCCUGAGCUGGUGGAGGUCAUCAGGAAGUUGUGGAAGGACAGCGGCAUUCAAGCCUGCUUUGACAGAGCUGCAGAGUUCCAGCUCAAUGACUCGGCAUCUUACUACCUGAACCAGCUGGACCGGAUUACAGACCCUGACUACCUCCCUAGUGAGCAAGAUGUGCUCCGAUCCAGAGUCAAAACCACAGGCAUUAUCGAGACCAAGUUUUCUGUUAAAGAUUUAAAUUUCAGGAUGUUUGACGUGGGAGGGCAGAGAUCAGAGAGAAAGAAAUGGAUCCACUGCUUUGAGGGAGUCACCUGCAUCAUUUUCUGUGCGGCUCUCAGUGCCUAUGACAUGGUGCUGGUGGAAGAUGACGAAGUGAAUCGCAUGCAUGAGUCUUUGCACCUGUUCAACAGCAUCUGUAACCACAAGUUCUUUGCGGCCACCUCCAUCGUCCUCUUCCUCAACAAGAAGGACCUCUUCGAGGAGAAAAUUAAGAAAGUCCACCUCAGUAUUUGUUUUCCAGAGUAUGAUGGGAACAACUCCUAUGAGGAUGCUGGAAAUUAUAUCAAGAGCCAGUUCCUUGACCUCAACAUGAGAAGAGAUGUCAAAGAAAUCUACAGUCACAUGACCUGUGCGACAGACACACAGAAUGUUAAAUUUGUGUUCAAUGCAGUUACAGAUAUUAUCAUCAAAGAAAACCUCAAGGACUGUGGGCUAUUUUAAUGCUCAGUUCCUCGGGUGCACAUUCUACAAGCAGACUUAGAAUCUGAGAGACUUCGUGCAGAAAAUGAGUCAACACGUGCCGGGACAUGACUGAUAAGCCCAUUCUGUUGGAGAUACAGAAGGAACACUUACAAAUGUUUUUCAAGUAGUGUGGCUAAUACAGUUUAAAGAAUGUAAGGCCAAGGAGCCUAAGACCCAGGUCCCAGUACUAGUUCUGCUAGUACUGUAGCAGAACUACAGAGUAGUAGAGUAGAAGCACUUCCAUUUUUCCGAAGCAAAAGUCCCUCAUCUAUACAGUGAAGGUAACUUCCUUACCUACUUUGCAGGACUAUCCUGAAGAGCACAAACCUAACCGAAGAGAAAGCACAUGGAAGCUGCUGUGGACGGCCACAAAAAGCCCAUGAAGGCUGCAACUUCCACACUUGGUUAUUAAGAGUAAAUUAUCUCAAAGUGUAACGGCAAACCUUCUUUACAUUGAGCGAUAA